AUGUCAGGCAAUCCUCAGUGGUUCUGGAAUGCUGCAUCGAAUCCAUUUUCGAAUACGAAUCCACCAAAUUGGACAGCUUAUUCAGCUGCCGACAAUGCCAAGAUUGAGGACGCUUUUCAAAAAGGUGAUACAAGCGUUCAGCUAGGAAAUUAUGUCAUUCAUAUUAAGGAUAAAAUGCAAGUGAACCAAAGCGACUUUAGUCGACAGCGACAAAUCAAACGCGGAGAAUGA
Molecule: messenger RNA, 231 nt
Organism: Rotaria sp. Silwood2
Lineage: Eukaryota; Metazoa; Rotifera; Eurotatoria; Philodinida; Philodinidae
Source: the annotation of a GenBank genome assembly